This is a messenger RNA of Dichotomopilus funicola, 1467 nucleotides long. RefSeq lists its product as uncharacterized. Lineage: Eukaryota; Fungi; Ascomycota; Sordariomycetes; Sordariales; Chaetomiaceae. The coding region runs from base 1 to 1467 and encodes 488 amino acids. Gene Ontology annotation, molecular function: ATP binding; tRNA binding; phenylalanine-tRNA ligase activity. Gene Ontology annotation, cellular component: mitochondrion; cytoplasm. Gene Ontology annotation, biological process: phenylalanyl-tRNA aminoacylation. The transcript has a single exon. The record is from RefSeq and is a predicted model, not a curated record.
AUGGUCCGCACCCGGGGAUCCGCGAAGGCCUUGAGCGUCCUGCGCCUUGCGAAGCCACGGUCCAGCUUGAGAGUCCAACACCCCUCCGUACUCCGACCCCAGGCACUCAAGGCGGUACAGAUCAAUGACAAGAUCCACCAAGUCGAUCACUGGUUCAAUAUCUCGAAGACCAUCCAGUCCCUAGUCUCCCGCAAGCUGCACCUUCAGCCCGACCACCCAGUGGCCAUAACCCGCAAAAUCAUCGAGUCCGUUUUCCCGGAACCUACCUUCCAAUACCACAAUAACUUCGACCCCGUUGUGUCCACCUACCAAAACUUCGACUCCCUCAACAUCCGACCCAACCACCCGAGCCGUGGCCCCUCCGACACCUAUUACCUCAACAAAUACACCCUCCUGCGCACCCACACCAGCGCGCACCAGGCCGAUCUCUUCCGCGCCGGCGUCAGCGGCUAUCUAAUCAGCGCCGACGUCUAUCGCCGAGACGAGAUCGACCGCAGUCACUACCCCGUUUUCCACCAGACGGAGGGCGCCCGUGUGUGGGACCGCACCAAGCUACCUCCCGGGAAAAGCCUAGAAGAUGUUGUCCGGGAGGAUCUCGAGAAGCUACCGGUACACAACAUGCAGGUGGAAGAUCCCAACCCUCCCUUCCACGCCGGCAACCCCCGGCAGUCGAAGUACCACACAGAGAACGAGGUGGAAGUAGUCGCGGCACACCUGAAGCGCUCGCUGGAACUGAUGGUGAAUGAGAUUUUCUCCAAGGUAAAAGCCGCCGCCGCAGCAGCAGCAGCGACCAAGACCUCCACAAAGAACCAACCGCAAGCAGAACCCCUCCGCGUGCGCUGGGUCGAGGCCUACUUCCCGUUCACAUCGCCCUCGUGGGAGCUCGAGGUGUUCUACCAGGGCAAAUGGCUCGAGGUACUGGGGUGCGGGGUGAUCAAGCAGUCACUUCAUAUCAAUGCAGACCGGCCCCAUCAGAUUGGCUGGGCGUUUGGUAUCGGUUUGGAGCGCAUCGCCAUGCUGCUCUUCCAGAUUCCGGAUAUCCGGCUGUUUUGGUCGCAGGACGAGCGGUUCCUGUCACAGUUCCGUGGUGUGGAGGCUGCGAUGGAUAAGAAGUUACGGUUGUUUGUCCCGUUCAGCAAACACCCGGGGUGCUCCAAGGACGUAUCGUUUUGGGUGAAGAAGGAGGAGAGUGCGGCGGAUGGGGAUGGUAGGGUUGCUAAUAAGGGGAAAGUGGACUGGCAUCCGAAUGAUUUGAUGGCGGCGGUGCGGGAUGUUGCAAAGGACUCCGUAGAGGAUGUUACACUUGUGGAUGAUUUUACGCACCCGAAAACAGGGAGGCGGAGUAUGUGCUACCGGAUCAAUUAUCGGAGUUUGGAGAGGACAUUAACGAAUGCCGAGACGAAUCGGUUACAUCAGAGCGUCAUAAGGGAGUUGGUUAAACGGUUAGGGAUAGAACCUAGGUUGUAA